This is a messenger RNA of Paraglomus brasilianum, 1845 nucleotides long. Lineage: Eukaryota; Fungi; Glomeromycota; Glomeromycetes; Paraglomerales; Paraglomeraceae. The record is from the annotation of a GenBank genome assembly.
AUGAGCAAAUUCAAAAAUGGCCUUUCUGUUGACCGCGACGUAGACGACCCAAUGCGUCGUCCGCGUCCGGUCUCUCAGGAAGGUUACUACUACCCUCCUGAACACGUCGACUCGCAAGGUAGUCGAUACCAGCUACAAGCUAUGCGUCAGUAUGGCUCUUCUGCAUCGCUAGAAGUACGAAAAGAAUAUAACAAAGAGCAACGAGAACGCGAUUUCUUCCCAUCUCAAUCUCCCCCACAACAAUACAACGGAUCUAGCAUCCCUCCUGGGCAUGAGAGUUUUGUCGGUUCACGCGCACCCUCUGUAUUUUCGGAAUACGAUGUGUCCGACUAUUAUUAUUCUACGAGGAAUUCGACUUUCCCAACUUCAACAAUGCCGACUUCCGAGACGUCAUACGACCAACGGCAAAUGCCUCCUGCAAAUCCCGCAAGUCAAUACCAAUACGAAUCGCAAUAUUAUCCCACUUCGCCUAAUUCUAACCUCAAUUAUCGCUUACAAUCUCAAACAGCCUCUUCUCUAUCUCCGAGUGCUCUGCCUAUAGAUAACAUGGGACCUAUACCUGUAAGAAGCAGUUCCAGACAGGGUCGUGAUACGGGAAACGAGAAAACAUCGCCAAUGCGUAAUAAUAAUCAGGAAUCAUUGACAGAUCCAUUCGUGAUAAUACCCAAAGUAUUUGAAGCACCGAGAUCUGCCCCUCUACCUCCCGGAAAGCAAAUGCAACAGCAAGGACAACAAGGAUAUAUGAAGCAAGACUACCAAUAUGCGCAGCCACCAGGCCCUUCACAAUCUCAAAGAUCGCCCAAUAUGCAGCAGCAAACCCGACAAAUCCCACAAAAUUCUCCACAGGCUCAACUACCCCCGAAUUUACAGCAAACCCGACAAAUCCCACAAAAUUCUCUACAGGCUCAACAGCCACCCAGCUUACAAUCAACACGGCAAAUUCCUUCACAGACUCAGCAACCAACUAGCUUACAAUCAACACGGCAAAUUCCUUCACAGACUCAGCAGCCACCCAGAUUACAAUCAACACGGCAAAUUCCUUCACAGACUCAACAGCCACCCAGCUUACAAUCAACACGGCAAAUUCCUUCACAGACUCAGCAGCCACCCAGCUUACAAUCAACACGGCAAAUUCCUUCAGAUGCUCAACCGCAAAUGCCACCACAAUCUUCAUCCGCUUACGACUCGGAACCCUAUAUCCAACCGCCUCCUCAGACUCGCCCGGCAGAAACAACACGAAAAUUUGACCCUCACUCAAUUGCAGAGCCACUCUCCAUAGACGAUUACGUUCAACAGGCCAUAAAGUUGCAUGAGAGCAAUCAGUUGGAGCAGUCUACACAAUAUUUGAAAAUUGCCGCAGAGGAAGGUUCCCCUAUUGGUAUGACCUUGUAUGGUCUUGCACUUAGACAUGGAUGGGUGAGUGUGAAAAUGGUGACGGGGAAAGGGAUCGCGGAAUUGGGAUGUCAAAUAAAUCCACGUCUAGCCUUCAAAUACCUACAAAAGGCCGCUUCAUCUGCCGUCGACGAUAUUAACAUGUUGAAUUCAGUCAAUUUAUCUGCCACCAAGGGUGAAUUGGUUUUAGCGAUUUAUGAGUUAGGAGUUUGCUUCCGACAUGGAUGGGGUGUACCAAAAGACAAGGUGCACGCUGCACAUUAUUUUGAAAUGGCGGCGAAGUUGGGCGAUCCAGAUGCACAAAAUGAUAUUGGCAUGUGUUAUUACAAGGGUGAGGGCGUGAAGAAGGAUUUGAAAAUUGCGGCCAAGUAUUACCGCAUGGCACACGCCCAAGGAUAUGGUACAAUGGGCAAUUCAUGGAUAUUCAAAGAAAAAUACAAUGAGGAUGAGUGA